Molecule: messenger RNA, 1186 nt
Organism: Hippopotamus amphibius kiboko
Lineage: Eukaryota; Metazoa; Chordata; Mammalia; Artiodactyla; Hippopotamidae
Gene: MRPS34
Product: mitochondrial ribosomal protein S34
Exons: 3
Coding region: 59-715 (218 amino acids)
Biological process (GO): mitochondrial translation
Cellular component (GO): mitochondrion; mitochondrial small ribosomal subunit
Molecular function (GO): structural constituent of ribosome
Source: RefSeq, a predicted model, not a curated record
GACGGCCCCUGCGGCGCGCAGCAGCGUCUUCCGGGUGGAGCGCGGAGGCUGCCCGGUCAUGGCGCGGAAGAAAGUGCGGCCGCGGCUGAUCGCGGAGCUGGCCCGCCGUGUGCGGGCCAUGCGCGAGCAGCGGGAGCGGCCGCGCGACUCGGAGCGCUACGCCCUGGACUACGAGACGUUGACGCGGCCGCACUCGGGCCACAAGCUGCCCAUGCGAGCCUGGGCCGACGUGCGCCGCGAGAGUCGCCUCCUGCAGCUGCUCGGCCGCCUCCCGCUCUUCGGCCUGGGCCGCCUCGUCACGCGCAAGUCCUGGCUGUGGCAGCACGACGAGCCGUGCUACUGGCGCCUCACGAGGGUCCGGCCCGACUACACCGCACAGAACUUGGACCACGGGAAGGCCUGGGGCAUCCUGACCUUCAAAGGAAAGACAGAGAGUGAGGCUCGGGAGAUAGAACAAGUCAUGUACCACGACUGGCGGCUGGUGCCCAAGCACGAGGAGGAGGCCUUCACCGCUUUCACGCCGGCGCCGGAGGACACCCUGCGCUCUGUGCCCUACCCGCCGCUCCUCCGGGCAAUGAUUCUAGCCGAGAGACAGAAAAAUGGAGACACCAGCACGGAGGAGCCCAUGCUCAAUCUGGAGAGGAUACGCAUCGAUCCCUGGGACUAUCCUGAGAACCAGGAGGCCAAGAAAAAGACCAAGGGCACCGCAGUCUAAAAUGCUGGAGCGGGCAGGCUGCCCCAAGGGUGCAAGGCGUGGCAUCAUUUUGGGUUACACCUGAAUCAGCCCCCUGGGAGCUUGGAUCCUACCUCCCCGUGACUUGUUGAGGUUCUACGUUUUCGUGGAAAGAGGUUGGGGUCGGACCCUGCAUCCUGUGUCCUUCCUUUGUCCCCGCUGCCCCAACACCCAUAUCUGACUGAGGGGGGCAUUGCAGGAGGUGGCUGCUGGGGGGAAAGCUGGAAGCAGCAGGGCCAGCAGGUGUGGAGCCCCGGUGCUGGCACCUGUCACUUCGACGCUGGCUCCCCUCCCCGUGACCUGUUGCUUCUGCCGGGAGCCAGGCAGAAACUGAACGCGAAUAAAAGCACACGAAGUAGCCCCGGGAUGUGGCUUCUUUGACUUUGGGGUUGGGGGUCCAAAGCGGGUUGUAGGCAGGGCUGUGGGGAGGAGCACUGCUGCUAACGGCCGGGU